AUGUACCAGUUGAGAGCAGUACAGUUGGAGAAAUGUCCCAUACAUGUUGUCUCCACAGUGUGUGGGAAGCCCACAGUAGCUGGAAAGAUCUUUGGUGGCCAGAGUGUGGUGGGUGAACGAUGGCCAUGGCAAGCCAGCCUGUUUUACCUUGGCAAGCAUAUCUGUGGGGCUGUCCUCAUGGAACGCUACUGGGUGGCCUCAGCUGCUCACUGCUUCCUCAAGUCUCACAUGCCAGCGGACUACCAGGUGCUUCUGGGAUAUAACCAGUUACAACAGCCUACUCAGCACAGCCUGCAACUGACAGUGAACCGCAUCAUCAUCCAUCCUGACUUUGAGAAAUUUCACCCUAUGGGGAGUGAUAUUGUCAUGUUGCAACUGCACCUACCUGUGAACUUCACUUCCCACAUUGUUCCUGCUUGCCUCCCGAUGCCUGACACACAAUUCCCCACUCAUGGGUCCUGCUGGAUCACUGGCUGGGGAAUGCUUAGUGAAGAUGAGUUCCUGCCAUCACCUUUCCAUCUUCAGGAGGGUGAGGUUGGCAUCUUAGAGAAUGAGUUCUGCAGAAACUAUUUCCCACCAUCAACUCCCAACAGUCGCGUCUACUCUGUACAUGAGGACAUGCUGUGUGCUGGGGACCUCAACACAGGAAAGGCUGUCUGCCGUGGAGACUCUGGAGGCCCCCUUGUCUGUCAAGUGAACAAUUCCUGGUUCCUGCUGGGGCUAUCGAGCUGGAGCUUGGACUGCCGGAAGCCCAUAUACCCCAGUGUCUUCACCAGGGUGCCCUACUUCUCCUCCUGGAUCCAAGAGGUCGAGAGGGCCACACCCAUUCCUGAUCCUGCAUCUGCUCCUCCUCAGGGACUGUAUGCCCUGUGGUACAACCUCCUAGCCUCUUCACAUGCCUACAUCAAGCCUGAUAAAACAAAAAGUAAUUUGAAAGCUUUCUGA
Orycteropus afer afer is the source of this 945-nucleotide messenger RNA. Its product is annotated as serine protease 40-like. NCBI's taxonomy places the organism in Eukaryota, Metazoa, Chordata, Mammalia, Tubulidentata, Orycteropodidae. Gene Ontology annotation, molecular function: serine-type endopeptidase activity. The transcript has 6 exons. Gene Ontology annotation, biological process: proteolysis. The coding region runs from base 1 to 945 and encodes 314 amino acids. The record is from RefSeq and is a predicted model, not a curated record.